Molecule: messenger RNA, 2482 nt
Organism: Triticum aestivum (bread wheat)
Lineage: Eukaryota; Viridiplantae; Streptophyta; Magnoliopsida; Poales; Poaceae
Exons: 1
Coding region: 106-2211 (701 amino acids)
Source: RefSeq, a predicted model, not a curated record
ACGCCUCCCUCCUCCAGAAAAAAUCAAUCCCAUCAGAUCUCAAUUCUUCCUCCCCAGCCUAGCCCGCUCCCUCGAUCCCCCCAAAACCCUAGCGCGCUGACCGCCAUGGCGACGCAGACGGAGCCCGCUGCGCCGCCGCGCCGCCUCCUCGGCCCUCCCGUCAUCCGCGCCGCCCGCCCCUCGCCCGGCCCCGCCGACGUCGCCGCGCCCGCGUCGCACCCCUUCCUCGACCUCCUCGACGCGGCCUUCAACGCGCCGUCCGCCGCGGAGGCCAAGGCCGCGCUCAAGCCGCGGAGGGCGCUCACGGAGAACUGCUCCGCCACGUACGCCAACUCGGGCAACCCCUGCCUCGACCUCUUCUUCCAGGUGGUGCCCGACACGCCGCCCGAGCGCGUGCGCGCGCUGCUCGCCGCGGCGUGGGCGCACGACGCGCUCACGGCGCUCAAGCUCGCCUGCAACCUCCGCGGCGUCCGCGGCACCGGCAAGUCGGACAAGGAGGGCUUCUACGCGGCCGCGCUCUGGCUGCACGACAACCACCCGCGCACGCUCGCCUGCAACGUCGCCGCGCUCGCCGAGUUCGGCUACCUCAAGGACUUCCCCGAGCUGCUCUUCCGCCUCAUCCACGGCCCCGACGUGCGCAAGGUCGCCAGGGAGGGCGCCGCCGCCGAGAAGGUGAGGAGGAAGGAGAAGGACUUCGCCAAGCAGCGGGAGGCCUUGCGGGCUAGCCUGGCCAGCCGCAAGCGCGCCCGCGAGCUGGCCCCUGUGCCGCCCAAGGCCACCUUCGGCGACUUCCUCUCCGCCGCCCUCUCCAAGGCCGGCAGGAAGCCCAUGGAGGUGGAGACCGUCCCUGUGUCUGUCGCGGUCCAGGAGCCGGCCGAGCAGAAGCCCGAGGAGAUGGAGGUGGACGUGGACCAGAAGAAGAAGCCCCGGCGGAUGUCCAAGAAGGUCCGGAAGGUGGCCAAGCUCGCCGUGCAGUCGCUGGAGACGUACUACGGCGACAGCGCGUACCGCUUCCUGUUCGAGGCCGUCGCGGACUUCUUCGCCGCCCUCCUCGCUUCGGACCUCGAGCAGCUGGCCGCAGGUGGCAAGAAGAGGAAGAUCGGCCUCGCCGCGAAGUGGUGCCCCACGCCGGGCUCGUCCUUCGACCGCACCACGCUGCUCUGCGAGGCCAUCGCCCGUCGCCUCUUCCCGCGCGACUCGGACCCCGAGUACGCCCAGCUCACGGACGAGCACUACACGUACCGCGCCCUCCACCGCCUCCGCCGCGAGGUGCUCGUGCCGCUGCGCAAAGUGCUGGAACUCCCGGAGGUGUACAUGAGCGCCCAGCGGUGGUCGGAGCUCCCCUACACCCGCGUGGCCUCGGUGGCCAUGCGGCGGUACAAGUUCCUCUUCAAGAAGCACGACGAGGAGCGCUUCGACAAGUACCUGGAGGACGUGGAGGCCGGCAAGGCCAAGAUCUCGGCGGGCGCGCUCCUGCCGCACGAGAUCGCCGCGUCCGCCUUAAGUGGCGUGGAGGACGACGUGUCGGAGCUGCAGUGGCGCCGCAUGGUAGACGACCUGCGCUCCAAGGGGGCGCUGAGCAACUGCAUCUCCGUCUGCGACGUGUCCGGCAGCAUGCACGGCACCCCGAUGCAUGUGUGCAUCGCGCUGGGCGUGCUCACAUCGGAGCUCAGCGAGGAGCCCUGGGCAGGCAAGGUGAUCACCUUCAGCGAGAGGCCCGAGAUCCACCUGAUCAAGGGCAAGACCCUUCGGGAGAAGAUGAGUUUCGUGGAGAGUAUGCAGUGGGACAUGAACACCAACUUCCAGGCGGUGUUCGACCAGAUCCUCUCCACUGCGGUGGAGGCCCGGCUGGCGCCCGAGAAGAUGAUCAGGACCAUUUUCGUGUACAGCGACAUGGAGUUCGACCAGGCGUCGGCGACCGGCGGGUACUAUGCUCGCAGCAGGUCGUGGGACACGGACUACGAGGUGAUCUGCAAGAAGUUCAGGGCUGCCGGGUAUGGCGACGUGGUGCCCCAGAUCAUCUUCUGGAACCUGCGUGACUCGAAGUCGACGCCGGUGACGUCGACCCAGCCUGGGGUGGCCAUGGUGAGCGGCUUCUCCAAGAACUUGCUCAAGAUCUUCCUGAAGAACGACGGCGUGGUGAACCCCGAGGCCAUCAUGAUGGAGGCCAUCGCCGGCGAGGAGUACCAGAAGCUGGAGGUGUUCGAUUAGAUCGAUUGUCAGUUGUCAUGAGCUUAGUCUGAUCAGUUCUUUUCAGAAUUGGCAGCUGGUGUUGAUUCUCAGAAUUCGAACCAAAUCCAUGCCUGCAAAUGCAAUAGGUUUCCGUCGUUGAACAUUAUGGUUGUGCUGGUAGGAUGAUUGGCAUGGUUUAGCUUUAUCCAGUUUUAGUGAUGAAUCGUCCUUGAUUUGGAGUGCAUGAAUGAACUUCUGUAUUCCGGACAGUGUACUGUUCGUGGUAUGAUGAUUGGACUGGAAGAACGGA